AUGCCGAGAUCGUCACAUCAACUCUCACGAUUUCUCGCGGCAGAGGCUACUUUGCUCCGGAGCCAGCAUCUCGGACUAGGCCGAGGAGGAUCUACCCCACGAUACACGCCACCACCCAUCCGGGUGCCGAUACGUGGGGACAACGUUUGUAUUGGGGGCCCGAAAGGGCUCAUGAGUUUGGGCUGGUCGCGUCUCUCUGAUGUGGUCACAUCUGUGGCCAUGGAGAAAAGCUCGCGUCUCGAUCAACAGUUUUGGGGUUCUACGGUGGGACCAUGCGACAAGGGGAAGCAACAGGUGGGGUAUUCUGGCUUCAAGCCAUGGGAAUGCAAGCCUGGCACUUGUUCCCGACUUUCGAGGUUGGUUAAAACUUUGACGACAUUGGGGGACAGCGGGUGGAGGAUUACUGUUUAG
Messenger RNA from Colletotrichum lupini, 411 nucleotides. RefSeq lists its product as uncharacterized. NCBI's taxonomy places the organism in Eukaryota, Fungi, Ascomycota, Sordariomycetes, Glomerellales, Glomerellaceae. The transcript has a single exon. Bases 1 to 411 code for a protein of 136 amino acids. The record is from RefSeq and is a predicted model, not a curated record.